AGUGUUCACUUUUUCCAGUUUUUACAUCUAGAUCCAACUAAUAUAUAAAAUUGAAUUAAUUAAAAAAAAAGAUGAGUUCUACAUUGAUGCCUACGAUGUACAUGAAGGAUGAUGGUGAACUGCUGUACACAACCCUCGUCGGAAUGGUGAUGGCGGCAAUAUUUGCUACUGGAUUCCACGAUAAUGUCGAUCAAACGCUGACCAACUUGGCUCCUCAAGGCACGACCUACCCAUUCCCAUCUCACACUCGGCUUCCAGCAGCGAAACUGGCAUCAGCAAUUGCUGGAUUCCUUCUCGGAGUUUUCUUCUGGACUUUGAUGGGCCUCAUUAGAUGGAGUCUCGUUAGAAAGCUUCUUACUUACAGGGACUGGCUGAAUUAUCCAAAAGCUAUGAAGACAAAGUUCUGGAUGCUCUCCUUAAAAAUUCUCGUACCACGGAAAAAGGUCAUGUACGCUUUUCAACAUGUGUUGCCAAAGUAUCCGCUACCAAGGUUGUCAGACACCUGUAGAAGACUCUUAGAAGUUUUCCAACCUCUGGUAACAGAAGAAGAAUUCAAGCAAAUGACGGACGAGAUGCGAGAGUUUGAGAAGGGAGAAGGCCCAAUGCUGCAUGCUAUGCUGGAGAAAAAGUAUCAAACAGAGGAAAACUGGGUUGCUGAACUGUGGGAUAAUUUUGCUUAUCUUUCCCAACGGACGCCGAUCGUCGUUAACACGAGCAUAGGGUGCCUAACUGCUUUGAACAAAACAACAUUGAAAGCCUGUCCUGCUGUCAAACAAGUUGGAAGAGCUGCAAGUCUUGCUUACUCUUAUCUUACCUUCUACGAGAUGAGGAAAAAUAAUACACUUCCUUCGAUUCUUGUACUCGACCUGGUUCCUAUCUGCGCUCAUCGAUACAAAUUCUUGAUGGCCUGCACCCGAAUACCUGGCGUACAAAUGGAUGAACUGAAAUGUUAUGACGAUUCCAAGCACAUUAUUGUAUUCAGGAAAGGAAUAAUGUAUCGUCUUGAAGUGUAUGGUCUGACACCUAGUGGUGAAGAGAAGUUAAUCCCGGCAGAAGAAAUUCAACGUCAACUUGAAAUAAUCAUGGACGACACAGCUGAUAUCAAAGAAACUGCGCAGAAUCCGUCUCUUUUCACUGGUCAACCUAGAGCUGUAUGGGCCAGGGAUCGGGAAAGACUUCAACUGAAGCGAGUCAAUGCUGUUAGUCUACGAGACGUUGAAAGUGCAAUAUUCCAUGUCGUGUUGGAAGAUACCAGGCCUGGGAACCUCACAGAAGAAGCCUGGUUCAAUCUAUGCAGUCAAGGUUACAACUUAUGGUGCGAUAAGAGCAUGACCAUACAGGUACACGAAAACAGCAGAGCCGGCCUACAUUUUGAACAUUCGACUGCAGACGCAACUUUAUACGGCAGACUUCUGGAAUUCGCUUGGAACUAUGCAAAAUAUGAUUCCCAAGGCAAUGCAGUCAGUGGAGGCUCGGAGGCUGUUGUGAGGCCAGUUCACGUCUCUCCUCCCCAGAGAUUGGAAUGGGAUUUAUCACAAUUUACUCAGGUUAUUCCGAAGUAUGAAGCCGAUCUAAAUAAACUAUGCAAUGAUGUUGAAGUGAAAGUGUUCACUCUAUUCCACGGCAAAGGUACGAUGAAAAAAUGCAGAGUCAGUCCCGAUGGAUUUAUGCAAAUGGCUCUUCAACUUGCGUUCUAUAGAAUGCAUAAAUCUACACCGAAAACGUACGAAAGUGCAUCUACAAGAUUCUUCAAGUAUGGGAGAACUGAAACUAUCAGAACUGUCUCAAUGGCCUCAGUUGCUUUCACAAAGGCAAUGGACAACCCUAACGUUUUGCAAUCUGAGAAAGCUGCAUUGCUGAAGAAAGCCAUUAACCACCAACACAACUAUAAACUACAAGCCAUGAAUGGCCAAGCUUGUGACAGACAUAUGUUUGGGUUAUAUAUUGCUGCUAAGAUGGCCGGAGUUCAACCACGGAUAUUCCAAAAUAAGGCCUUACUAUCUCCAGACCAGCUCUCGACUUCACAAUCUCCAUAUUCUUUCGACUCCGAUAUUCUCAAAACGAUGCCAGUGUUCCCGUCUGGAGGAGUAUUCGGACCACAACGCCCAGAUGGUUACGGAGUUUAUUACCUAUUUCUGGCUGAUGACGCAAUGACAGUCUAUGUUUCGUCGAUCAAAUCCUACCCUGAAACUGAUUCCACACGCAUGGGAGAGGAAAUCCUAAAAGCAAUUGAUGAUAUCAAGGAAUUACUCGGACAAAAAAGACAAAAGUGAACACUGAAUAUUCCCACAUGGCUUGGAUUUUUACAUUUAUCAUUUUGUUUUUCAUUUCAUGAUUGUAUGUUAGGUUACCAAUUUAAUGAGUUUUAAAUUAGGCCAUUUUUUGUAUAGAUUGAGUGUAAUUCACGGUUCCCCAAACUUUUAACACAUAAUGCAUUCUCUAUAAUUUUGACUUCAAAAACUUUGGCAAAUCUUUUUUAACUGUUUUAGACCGCUGAGUCAAUUUAAUGCUUUUUUAUGUUUUUUUGGAAAUCAUGAUUUCAGUUUUCAUCAGCAGUUUCUAGCUCCAGUAUCAAAUUAGAGCAGUUGUUCCCAAAUUGCAAACUGCGGGCCAAUUGAUAUGACCUCCCGAACGUAAGUGAAAUAGUUUAACACUCCAUGUUUUUCCUUUGUUUUCCUGUUAGCGCCAAUUGUUACAUCAUCACAGUUUAGAAUGUGUAUAUUCGUAACAAUUCAAUUAUACCGGUAUCCUCGUUACUAGUAAAGGUAUCGACCCCUUGCAGGCAUUCCCUUCUCUUGACUCGCAAAUAUCCUUCUGAUUUGCCCCCGGUCAAUCAACUUUGGAAACUUAUACUUAUACUUAUAUAUACUUAUAACCACUGGGUGACAGAAUUCAAACUCUGACCAAGACCCCUCUGUCUGCUAGUGUGUUGAAAUAGUUAUUAAAGCUUUUUUUUGCGUUUGCGUAUCAUUUUGAAAUAUUUUGAUAAAUGGUGAAUAGGUUGUUUUUUUUAUAUGAAACUAGAAUUCUAACAAAACCAUGUUUAUUCGAAUUGUCGAAAAAUUUUGAGAUUCCAAUGUUUAAUUUGAAAACUACUUUAAAGGCUACUUGUCAAAAACCUAUUUCACAGUUACUUCGCCAACAUUUCUAUGUUUUUAUAUACCUACAUAAUUUGGGAUCUUUUUACAUGCUUUUUUCUACUUGUUUACUCCCUACUUCCCUAAGAUUUUGUUUGAGCAAUUAUUAUUUUGAGUAAUUAAACAUUCACAGUUUGACCAAAAGCCUUUUCUUUAAUUUCUAAAAAAUCAAUAUAAUAAUUGAAACUAGAUAACCGAUCUGCAGUUUCGAUUCCUUUGCUCUGACUCAAUAGCAAUCAAUAGCAAUUUCAUCCAAAAUCAAUAGGCUUCUGGUACGAGAUAUGAUGAAGGCACAUGCAAAAUUUGGAGCAGAUUCAACCUCACUUUCGUGAGAUAUCGCGUAACAUACGAACGUGUCUAACAGACAAAUACCUAUCAACAUACUUACCGAUCGAAACCGAUAAGUAAUCACUGUAUAUUUGUAAGCUUUUGUUGGGUAAUAGUCUCUAACUUCUUCAGAUAAAACAAGAUAUAAUUUAUAGCUCAUUCAUGAAUCUUAUCGAGUUUUAUAUGGAGAAGUCAGACUAUGAUUUCAUAAAAGUUUAUGAAUAUAUAGGGUGAUCCGAAAAAAACGGAACUUAGGCCAUUUGGAAUAUAUUGCAUGGGUUCUGCUUUUUUGGGUCUUCCAGUAUAUACUUGAUAUUUUGUUGGGAGAGAUAUGUAAUUCCUAUUUUUACAAGAAGUUAUGUAUUUUAUUAUUGUUGGAUUUUUUCUGUUUCUCGAAUGCAAAAUCGAAUGAAAAUGAAUAUUUUUUCCAUUGUUGACACCAUGUACAUCCUGGGGGGAAAACACCGGCUACCUUUCACUCAAAAUAGUGUUUAGUGACACCAUGUGAUCGUGGAACAGAUGUGACUUGCUCAGCUAGGCUUAUUACUGUCAUUCCGAACUGCGAAAAUUUGUAUGUAGUAUGAUAAAAAAAGCUACAUAACGCAGUAGAGAAAUAACAAAUUCAAUUCGAUGGCUGUUAUUUUUAGCACCCAACGUAUCGUUGAGUUUGUUCAGUUAUGGUAUAAGAUUUACAUUUCUAUUCUGGGGAGAGAAUAAGCCAAUAAGAUUGCUUAUUCAUAUGGUGUACCGCGGCCUCUUGUCAUGUUACCAGUUCAUGUCGGGUGUGGAAAUAGUUGGUCAAUUAUUAGUUUUCUGGUUCAUAGACUUGAGGGUGGAGGCAGCUGUCGAGUAAUCAGAGAUGGCAAGCGUAUUCCUAAUGCUUAUCAUGAUGCGCUUAUUUGUACGUGUGUGAAUAACAAGGUUGUACUGUUUGUACCUCGGAGGUAGACUUUUAAAAAAAAAAAUUGUAGUUUCACAUUAUUUUCACAUAUUCUUAUAUAUAUUUCUAGAUAAUUUUGGAUCAGCAUGAGAUUUUAUUGAGAUGAUAUGAAUACUUCUGACCUCACUUUGAGCAGUUAUGUCAUUUCCUUAGUGCUGUAGUGAAUUUUGAUGUUUUUAAAUAUUAAUUAACAAUUAAUUUGUUUUUCCGAUGUCAUCACACCAUGGAGCUGAAUAAUAGAAAUGUAAAAUAGCACUUGGGGGGGUUUCUGAAAAAAACUUCGCUCUGCCUUUCAAUUUUUAUUGUAUCAAGGUUGACAAGACCCCCAAUUUUCAUAUUUAUGUUGCUAAAAUGGUGUGUUUUGUUUUAAAAAAGAUAUUGUAUUUUGAGAGUGGGUUAUUGGGUUAGGUUUUUAUAAGGUUUAACAGGAAUUUGUUUAGUGCUUUUCACCUUUCUAAACAAGACUCGCAUCACUGGACAUUUGGAGCUGCUGUGUUUUGAAAUGUGAGCGUAUUGCUAAAAUGGUGCGUUCUGUUUGGGAAUAUUUUGAAUAUCAUUAUUACUGUAUAUCUGGGUGUUUGGCGGUUAGUCUGUUUAGCGUUUCACACCUCUUGUUUGAAAUAAUGAAGGCAUCCAUUUGGGGUUACUUUGUAUUGUGUUUGAAAGAAAAUGUAGCAAUGAGCCCAUGAGGGUAGUUUGUAUCAAAAAUUUAAGCAUCCUACAUGCAAGCACUCCCAGAAUCAAUCUCGUUGUGAGCAUAUUACGUUUAAAUUUUUCAAGCAUUGUGUGGUUUCACCGUUUGGUUUAAUCAUGCCUAUGCCUAUACCAGAUAUUCUUAUUUUAAUAUUCACAUUCACAAAAAAUUUUCCCUAUUUGUAAUUUUUGCUCCAGUGAUACAAACUUAUACUAUCAACAUGUAUAAAUUCUUGUCCGAAUUUCAAAAUUGUUCCCAAAUUUCAUUUUUCUAGAGAAAUUUCAUCUUGUGUUUUUAAUACGGAAUGAUUUUGCUUGUUUUUUGUUGAGAUAUUAUUUAGCUGUUUGUUCAUAAAUUUGCAGAGACGAGUCUUCUUUACUUUAGGGCAGUGGUUCUCAAACUUUUUAAUCCGUGCCCCAUUUUUAGUAUUUGUCAAGUCUCGCGCCCACCUCAAAAAUAAUUAGCUAACAAUAGGCUACAAAUAACAGACAGUAAGGCGAAAGUAUGUUUUAUUCAAAAACGCAUGGAUGGAACGUAAAUAUCCAAAAUAAAGAAAUGUAAAUAUCCCAAAUAUGGCGGGCAAUAUCAAUUCUAACAAAUAUUUUUAUUCCUAAUUGGUUCACGCCUCAAAAAAUUGUCUACGCCCUUGUGAGACACGCCCAUCGUUUAAGAACCACGGCUUUAGAGUGAAUGUGAGCAUGCCACGACCUCACUAAGAGUACUAAAUUGCGUUGUCCUUCAUAAAUCAGCAACUCUGCUUUCAGAGAACCUUUUCUGGAUCGAAAAGCGCUGCAUUGAAAAUAGGAGAUGGGUGGCUACAACAUUAUCAAGUUUUUAGACUAAUUAUAAACUACCACACCCAUGUACUAUGCUUUUAUAUCUAUUUUUAUGUUUGUGCCUUGUAUUAUUUUACCAUGGAAUAAUUCAUUUUAUAAUUUUCAUUGUACCUAUGAGUUCGCCUAUUAGUAUAUUAGUUUCAUUUUAGAUUGUACACCCAUGUAAAUAACUCCUAAAAGUUUUAAGACAGAACGGCAAAUAUUGACGUUUAAACAAAAAACUUAUUUGAGAAGAUGCAAAAAUAGAUGCUUUAUAAACUGGUACUAAUCACAGUUUGAAACAAUUUUCACCAAAGUAUUCAGUAAAAGUUACAGGAGUUUAUAUAGAAAUACUGUAUCCUAAAAAAUAUUUUUGGAAAACAGCUCUUCGGGGUUGGAGCCCGGUAAGUCUCUCCUAUAAUGAUUUUCUUAACUUAGUUUUGUUGAAGUUUACUCUGGUUUGCAUACCCUUACAUAAAUUGUGAUGCAUAAGAAGGCAAAACUUGAAAAAUCUUUUUUGAGAGAAGAUGUAUAUUUUUGUUUCCAUGGAAAUAUGUUGGGGAAUAUUGCUUUAAACCAGCGGUUACCAACCAGGGGACAGAGCAGUUGGGAGGGGGACACAGAUGCUGGAUGCAGAACUGAUUAUACUUUUCACUUUACAACAAAGUCCCCGUUCUUCCCAGUUUAUUGCUUGAUAAGGUUAUUUCACAGAAUGUUUUCACUUUUUUGUGCAGAUAUUAUUUGAACAUAAUGGGUUUUAGAAUCUUCAAAACAAAAUAACAUGAUAAACAGGGGCUCUGCAGAAUGGGGCCAUAAAAGGUUGGGAUACACUGCUCUAAACUAUGACAGAAUACCAGCUUAAAAAUACCCUUUUUUUUUAAUUGAAAAUUUUAACAUUUGUCUAUUUGUCUUGAAACUCUUGCUAUGUCUUACAGCACCCUAAGGAUGUCUAAAUUGACAUAUCAGUAUUUGGAAUCCCUGAUUUUAACUUAGUAAAACUCUCUCAAGUCAUGAUUUGCUUUCCCUGAUAUGAAUGGAAUUGUGGAUACUCUCAGAGUAUAUGCACCAGGGAUUAGGCAAUCAUUUUAUUCCUAUUUUUAUCUUGAGCUUUCCCGUUGAACUGAGAAUAUUUUAGUUCUAUUACGAGUUCGGGUACUGUUUUGUGUUAGCCAAGUGAACAUACUGCUGCCCGAAGGUUUCAGUUCUUUACACAACUUGAUGUAAAGUAGGCAAACGAAAUUAAUUAUCUCCAUAUUGGUACAUACUUCUAGAGCACCGCAUUGUGUGUACUUUGUUGCUUCUCUUAUUUUAGGGAUGUCCAAAAUGAAUCCCAAUUCUAAUCAUUUAUAUUUGCUAUUCGAAAUUCUUGAUUUCAGGAUCUGGAUUAGUCCCAUUCAAAACAUCAUUAAGAGCAAAUUAUGUUAUGUUUAAAUUUCAUGCGUUAGGAAGCAUUUUGUUUGAGCAAUUAAAGUCUCACAUUAAGGGCAAAAAAGCCCUUUAGUCAAUUUCUGAGAAUUGAUAAAUUCAAAUAAUAGUUAAAUCUGUGUUUAUCUUGACUUCCCUGCACUUUUAGAUUAUUCUGACUAGUCAUGCAUCAUCGAUACUUAACAGGCGUUUGCAUGGUUUUAAUGACCAAUUAAUUUCAGACAGCAUGGGUGCAUUUUAAAUGUUUGUGUAUAUUCAAGCCUAUUAUUUUACGCAGUUUGUGUUACCUUUGAUUUUACCAUGAGUACUGAAAUCAAUAAAGUAUUUUUGCAUGCAUGUAGA
Styela clava is the source of this 7680-nucleotide messenger RNA. Its product is annotated as carnitine O-palmitoyltransferase 1, liver isoform-like. Lineage: Eukaryota; Metazoa; Chordata; Ascidiacea; Stolidobranchia; Styelidae. Gene Ontology annotation, cellular component: mitochondrion. Gene Ontology annotation, biological process: fatty acid metabolic process; carnitine metabolic process. Gene Ontology annotation, molecular function: carnitine O-palmitoyltransferase activity. The record is from RefSeq and is a predicted model, not a curated record.